Messenger RNA from Stylophora pistillata, 1917 nucleotides. RefSeq lists its product as uncharacterized. The record is from RefSeq and is a predicted model, not a curated record. NCBI's taxonomy places the organism in Eukaryota, Metazoa, Cnidaria, Anthozoa, Scleractinia, Pocilloporidae.
CAUUCACAGUCUACUGUUGCCAUGGUGAAGACGCUGCACGUGUAAUAACCAAUACACAAUCAAAAUGGCCGAGGUUCUUCUCCGAACUCCGGGCGUUGCAGGCAAGAAUGAACCUCUAACGAACCCCAUUAUAAAGCCAUAUUACCGAGAUGGCUUCGGCAGUAAGUCAAUAGGGGAGCCACAUUGGAGGCCACAUCCCAGAAACGCUCUCUCCGUGCCUGGUAGACUUGAUAACACCGCAAAAGGAGGUGAUGGUCUUGACUGGACUUCAAGCAUUCGUUGUGCACCUCUAGAAGAAACAACACAAACAACUCACAGGCCACAUGAAAAAGCAACACCAUACCACAGCUUGAAAAACAAUAACAAGGCUAAAGCCAGGGAUCUGCAGGAGGCAGCCCAAGCAUAUCACACAGACAGUAUCGAGGAAGAGAAACCACGCUGUGGCAAGCCUACUGUUGUAUAUGACACAUAUGAUGAUUUUGAAAGAAUUUAUUUGCAAAGACCACUGGAGAUAUCUCUAAGAAUGUCUAUUGGGGCAAAGAAAGCAGUAUUUGAACAAAGAAAUGGUAUUCCUGGAGCCUCACCAGGAGAUAAGAGCUACCAGGUCCCAGAAUACUCACCUGACUUCCAUAUGCAGGGUAGUACAAGGCCCAUUGUUAGGUUUGGUGGAUUGCUAAAAUAUGUACCAGACACCUUUGUUCCUCUUCAAGAUUUGCCAUCUAGACCAAGAACCACUUUUGAAGAAAGACAGAAGAGAAAGGCAAAAAGAGAGGAAAUUGAGGAGGUUAAGAAUUUAGAUAAUUGGCAACCAGCUGAUUUGCUAACACCUGUGCUGCAGCUUCCUGAAUCACAUGGAUGACAUACAUGUACUGAAACCAAGAGUUAGCCUCACAAUCUAUUUCUACUAACAUUACUGUAGCUGCUAAUAAUGUAAGGUCAGACUGUUCCCUUCAAAACAUUAUUUAUUGCCUUUACCACAACAUAGAAUUAAUGUAAAUUAGUACACAGCAAAGCAUAAAUUGGUAGCAGUUCAUUUCCACCAAAAAGUUAAUUCAGAGUGGUUAAGAAUGAUAAAGGCAACCACAUGUUCCCAUGAAGUAGUACUGUAAUGAUUCAUCCUGUUGUAAGGAUUAACCGUUUUUGGACAAGUGCUGUUCUGUAAAAUAACAUAAUGGUAAUGGUACAAAAAGGAGACAGAUCAAGAAAUCAUUUUUUUUUUUGGCUGUCACCAUAGAAAACAAUACCACAGCUAAACCAAGAAUAAUAUACAAAGCAUUUCUGGGCAAAAUUAUAAGUAUGUAGUGUUUGCAAUGACAUGCCUUUCUAAAGAAAUCUUGUCCUGACUCAUCUGAUAACUUGCAUCAAAGCCACUAGCUAACUGGUAGUGAGAGUUUAGAAGAGAUUAAAUGAGCCAUAGUGACCAGUCAGACAAAUACACGCAGGUCACUUCUUUAUGAAGGGCAUAUAACAGAGCUUUGACAUUAAAAAAAAAGAGGGGUUUGGAGGUUCUAAAGUUUCUGAGUUAGUGAUCUGUCACCAUUGGAAAGUGGGACCAUGGCAAUUUCUGCUAAUAACUGAACCUGACUCAAAGAAAGACAGUUUUCUCCAACUUGCCACAAAAUGAAGCUCAAGAUUCAUUUAUAUUAUAUUUAAAUAUUUUUGAUUUGCAUUAAGAGUUUUGCACAAUGGUACAAAAGACUUUCACUAUGAAUUUGUAAAGAUAUAAAUUCAAAAAUAUUUCCAAAAAAUGGAAAACAAAUGGUGGCUUGAUGACUAAUUGCCUUCUAUUUUUGAUAAAAAAGACCUGAGUUUCAAAUAUUUUCCAGUUGUAUAGUUCAUAUUUGAACUUGUACAUAUACAUGUAUUUUUAUGCACACAGCAUCUCUUUAAAAAAAUGUUAUUUUUUAAUACUAGACC